CAAUUAAACAGAGACUAAUGUGACAUUAUCUGAAUUACAAAUCAAUUGAUACAUUUUAAAAAGAUAAUUGUAAUAUAUUUAUAGAUAAAUAUGAUAAAAAAGAUGACUAAUGGAAUUCCCAUACAAAGCUCAUUACGGAAGGUUCUAUCUACAUAAUAUUAUCUUGACUUUUAUCUUCACGUUUUACUUUUAUCACAAGCAAAUCUAUAAAAACUUUACACUAUGAGCAUAUGCUGCUCACAAUACAAUUGAUCAUCUAAAUUAGAGGUCGACCAACUUUUUAUCAAUAAUGGAAGCUGAAAAGGCUACUAUGGCAGAAAAAGAUAGGAGCCUAGCUCCGACUGAAUACAAGAAUAUGUCAUUAUGUCAACGAGUCAAAUAUGUCAAGAGCCACGUAACUGUAGAAGUCACUGGAUUUUUAGUCAUUUUUGCGAAUGUUAUACAAGGAGUGGCCAUGCAAACCAUGGGCUUAGAAAAAGCAUGCCGAGUAAAUUUAGAGUUGGACGACGCGAUAUGCGAUGCACUCAGAGCCCAGAAUGGGACAGAAGAUUUAUUACCUUACGAGAGAAUGGUCCAGGAGCUAUACGCAUCACGAAUAUCAUGGAGAAGCAUUGUGCAAACGGUACUCUCUUGUGUCGUGGUCAUAUUUGUCGGUGGAUGGAGUGACGCGACCGGCAGAAGGAAAGUGAUAAUGAUGGCUUGUCUUUCUGGUGAAAUAGCACAUACGUUGAACAACAUAAUUAAUGUGAUAUUUUUUUAUCAAAUCCGUCUGGAAAUUUACAUAUUUUUUGAUGUAUUCUUUCUUAGUAUUUUCGGAGGCACCGGUGUUAUGUUCCUAGCACUGAUUAAUUACAUAUGCGAUAUUACAACAUCUGAAAAUAGAACACACAGAAUUGGUUUUGUAAACUUGUCAACAUUUGCUAGUAUUCCAUUGGCCUUAUCCAUAUCGGGUAUUGUUUUAAGCUAUGGGGGAUAUUAUGGUAUAUUCAUACCAGCACUAAUAAUGCACAUUUUAAAUUUAUUUUAUCUUAUAUUUCACAUAUCUGACCAAGCCAGAACCGAAGAACAUAAAAAGCACGACGGUAGAGGGGUGAUUCACUUCUUGAGGACUUUCUUCAACUUAGCGACUAUAAAAGAAACUUUGGCUAUCGUUUGGAAAAAGACAGAAAACAACAGGAGGAAAACACUGCUGAUAUUAAUUGGUACUAUUACUUUCAUGCACGGGCCUUUCAUUGGGGAAAUGUCAACUUUAUAUAUGGUGACUAGAUAUCGUUUUAACUGGAAUGAAGUACAGUUCAGCUUCUUCCAGACCUACAGCUUCUUUAUGAGUGUAAUCGGUACCGUGGUAUCUUUGUUGCUGUUCAGCAAAUAUCUGAAGUGGCACGACAGCGUAUUGGGAAUAACAUCUACUACCAGCAAGAUUCUAGCAUCGUUUGUGUAUUGUUUCGCCCCAAACACAGGCAUUUUCUAUCUAGGUCCUUUUGUUGAUAUAUUAAGCGGUGCCAUGUUACCAAUGUUGGCGAUUAGAUCAAUUUACACAAAACUAGUGACCCCGCAAGAACUGGGCAAGAUGACGUCACUGUUUGUUUUAUUUGAAAACCUGGCGCCAGUGAUGUAUGUUCCGAUUUAUGUUGCCAUCUAUACUGCCACCAUGGACACACUGCCAGGAGCAAUUUAUCUAUUUGGAGCUGCCAUAAGUGUUCCAGGACUAAUAGCAUUCUUAUAUCUCUUCCGCAUGCACAGAAUAAGUUUGAAGAAAAAAGCAAUGCCGUAAAACACGGAAUAUCACGGAAACCCAUCAAGCGCAGGGUGGAUAGAGAAAUGUUUAUGCAUAUUAACAUGCUGUGAUUAAAAAUAUGUCGUUGGAUGAACACACACCGCGAGAAGUGGAUGCACUGGUUGCACCUGUAUCCCUUCGGGAAUAAAGUCUUGUGUGUAUGUGAGUGUGUGUGAGUGUUUAUAAUAAAUUAUAAUCGAUGGAAGGUCGUGCGAUUAUUGUGGACUCGAAAUAUCCAAUAAGGUGUUGAUGAAUGACAGUUAAGAUUAAUCUUUGGAGGAUAAACUAAGAAAAAAAAUCAUUAUCGAUGGAAAUCGGAUAACGGAUAAUUAAUAAAGACUGUAUGUAUUUUUUUAAGGGUACGGAAUAUCUACUUCACUGCCGGUGCACUGGAGUACAUGUGCACCACUAUAUUCAUGAAUAUAGUGGUGUCUGGAAAAUUAUCGAUUAGCGAAAUACGAUUUUAAAUAGGCGUAAGACAAUCUGUAUUACGGUUAAAUGUAUGUGCUAAUGCUUCCAUCUACAUCAUAUUGAAAUAAGUACAUCAAUGGCAUUCUGCAGUAGAAUAAUAAACUGCAAUUUAUUCAUCGUCUGAUAAUUUUAUCGCGCAGCUUCAUAUAACAGACAAACACUCAUAUUGUUCAACACGACGUGUAAUUAUGAAGAUUAUCAUUGUUCGUAGUUUUGUUGAACAUAGAUCCAGUAUUCCGGUCUGUAGUGGGAUUUCCAGAAUCAAUCUCGAUGUAUCCACUCUGGCUCUAUGAAUUCUGGAAUCUUGGUACCUUACCGAUAAUUCGAGCAUUUGAAUGCCAAUACUAAACAACGUUAACAACAUGCGAUGAUGACUAGAUUAAUGACAAAAUAGUUUUAAUGAUUUCUUAUGUUUACGCGAAUGUUAGACAUUGAAAUAAAACUGUUUUUCGGAUUUUA
This is a messenger RNA of Manduca sexta (tobacco hornworm), 2707 nucleotides long. Its product is annotated as solute carrier family 46 member 3. Gene Ontology annotation, biological process: transmembrane transport. Gene Ontology annotation, molecular function: transmembrane transporter activity. Gene Ontology annotation, cellular component: membrane. Lineage: Eukaryota; Metazoa; Arthropoda; Insecta; Lepidoptera; Sphingidae. The record is from RefSeq and is a predicted model, not a curated record. The transcript is spliced from 7 exons. Bases 290 to 1774 code for a protein of 494 amino acids.